AUGGACGUGCACAUGACGCGGGACGGGCAGCUCGCCGUGGUGCACGGCACAACGUUCCGCACCAAGCUCGCGCCCUCCCUGCCACCGCUCCCGUCCGUGCAGUCCAUGCAGCAGGAGGGGCAGCAGGGGGGCCGACAGGGACGGUGGGAGGAAGGGGAGAGGGGAAAGAGCAAGGAGGAAGCACCUCGUGUGGAGGAUUUGCCAUGGGAGGUGGUGGGACAGGCAGACGCUGGAGGGUGGUUUGACCCCAAGUUCAAACACACCCCCUUGCCCUCCCUCACCCACGUGGUGCAGCAUUUCUGGCAUGCUGAUGUUACGCUAGCUCUGGACCUUAAGAUUGACCUGUGCGGGGAGACCAGGCAGAGAGAGCAGGUUCAAAACAGUGCAGGGGCGGAGUGUGUGAGUGAGGAGGAAUGGGCUGAUCGGUAUGCAGAGACCUUGGUCACAUGGCUGGAUGCUGUCCGGCCCUCCAACGCCUCUCUUUCUUUCCUGGAGGCGCCUCUUCCGCGUCUGCGUGUGCUGCUAACCUCGUUUCACUUCCGGCUCAUCGACUCCCUCUUCCUCUUUCUAGACCGGCCGUCACCCCGGGCACCUGGGCCUCUUCGGCAGGGAAUUGCAGCGCAGAAGCCGUACUCGACACUUGGCGUACCCGUCGUUAUCGUAGCUGGUGGGGUGUACGACCCGCUAACGGACAAAGUCUUCAACCAGGCAUGGCAGGUCAACGCGCUCACGACGCGUCAAGUCGGCGAUUCCGCCAACCCCGACGCGAACAACAACGCGGCGCUUUCCGGGUGCGCCGUCGCGGUUGACGGCAGCGCGUAUAUCGCCUCGGGCGGCAAAUACCUCAACGUGCUUCAAUACACGUCCACCGCACCUGUCGCAGGCACGCCGUAUCCAACGCCGCUGAAUGCGACCUCCAUCUCCAUCGGCGGCCCGUCGCAGCGCAUGCUCGUCGUCGCAGACGGAACCGCCGAGGCUAACGGCGCGAUCAGCAUCGACCGGACGACCCUCGCGACGGUUCAGAUCGUCCCCGCGGGGUGGCAGUGCCUCUCCUCCGCGUUCUGCGCUGCCUCCGCGCUCUUCGCGUGCCACCGCGUGUCGGACGACGCGAAUGCGAUCAUCGAGGUGCCGUUCGAUGCGGCGACGGGCGCGUUCCAGCCCGCAAGCGCCGCCAUUAACUCGAUUCCCUACCCCGCGACUGAGGCCGUGUGCUCUCCUCAGGGCACUUUUGUCGCAGUCCUGCGACAAGACGCGAAUAUUCUGUACACGUAUGCGACGCCGCUUACGAGCUCCGCGACGCCGCUCACGACCACCACGCUGACUCCUGGCAUGCCCGGGUCGCUCGCCGUCGACGCGAUGCGGGAGGAGUUUCUCGUGACGAGCGCCGCGGAUUUCCCGGGUCUUCCUGGCGACGCGUACCUGGGAGCGAUGGACUUUGUACCCUUUUCAGAGGGCACCGGCGUGGAUCCAGGAUUCGAUACAAGCGGCGCGUUUGAAUACACUACGUCCGCCCCCUCCGGCGGACAGGUUGCGGUGUAUCCCAGUCCUCCAACCGCGUACAUCGCGCUUCCGGAGGGGCUUUAUGGCGUGCGAAUCGUCGGCACGGGCCAGCUCGACACGGGAGCUGCGAGCUUCGCGACGCUCUCUGCGACGGUUGAUGGCUGGAGCUACUUCGCCACGACAGUCUGCGCGCAGCGCCAUGUCAAAGCACCGCCGCCACCGUCGCCGCCGCCUCCGCCGCCAAGCCCGCCGCCGAAACCGCCGAGCCCUCCGCCAAAGCCGCCGAGCCCGCCUCCCCGCCCGCCUCCUCCGCCAAAACCGCCGAGCCCUCCCCCGAAGCCGCCAAGCCCUCCCCCGAAGCCCCCCAGCCCCCCGAAGCCACCGAGCCCGCCGCCGAAGCCCCCCAGUCCGCCCCCAUUCCCGCCACCUCCCCCCAAACCGCCCAGCCCUCCCCCCAAGCCGCCCAGCCCCCCGCCGAAGCCGCCCAGCCCUCCGCCGAAUCCCCCGCCGCCGCGGCCGCCGCCUCCGCCAGCCGCGGUGGUGACGGUAGCGUCGAUUUCGGUGAUGUCGCUCGAGGCGGACUCGCGGUUCAUCGCCGUCACGGGCACCGUCACCCACCCGCCCGCCUCCACCGCUCCGUCCGCGCGGAAGGCUCCUCCAGUGCACAGGACGUGCUCGCUGGGCGCGUUCCACAACUGCCCCGUGACUCUCGACUGCCGCGAUAACCGCGCCGCCAAGGGCUGCUCGUGCCUACUGGGAAGCAAGAACGCCACGUGCCGAUACCCGCACAACUGUCUGGACGCAGCGUCGUGCCCCGUGCGCGCGGUGUGCAGGGAGAACGCGGCGGGCGUCAAGGUGUGCGCGUGCCCCAGGCGCUACAUGCCGCUCAAGCGCGACGCCAGCGACCGCGCGUUCGCAUUCUGCGCCAAGUCGCGCUGCGCGGGGACGGCCGCUUUCACUGGCUUUGGCUGCACGCUGCGCGCCAUUGCGGACAAUGCUUACGGCGCCGCUACUGGCAUAAUUGGAUAG
Messenger RNA from Closterium sp. Naga37s-1, 2529 nucleotides. NCBI's taxonomy places the organism in Eukaryota, Viridiplantae, Streptophyta, Zygnematophyceae, Desmidiales, Closteriaceae. The record is from the annotation of a GenBank genome assembly.